This is a messenger RNA of Lodderomyces theae, 2322 nucleotides long. RefSeq names its product cysteine--tRNA ligase. Lineage: Eukaryota; Fungi; Ascomycota; Pichiomycetes; Serinales; Debaryomycetaceae. The transcript has a single exon. The record is from RefSeq and is a predicted model, not a curated record. The coding region runs from base 1 to 2322 and encodes 773 amino acids. Gene Ontology annotation, biological process: cysteinyl-tRNA aminoacylation. Gene Ontology annotation, molecular function: cysteine-tRNA ligase activity; ATP binding. Gene Ontology annotation, cellular component: cytoplasm.
AUGUCUUCAUUAUCAUCAACUGUUACAACAGCAUCAACUGCAGCAACCAAAAAGCCAUCUGUCCAACAACCCAAAUGGUAUGAACCGAUAGAUAACUCAUCAUCUAAACCAAAGUUGAAAAUUUACAACUCGUUAACGCGUACCAAGAACGAGUUCCAUCCAAUUAAACCUGGUCACAUUACAUGGUACAGCUGUGGUCCAACGGUAUAUGACCACUCUCAUAUGGGUCAUGCUAGAAAUUAUGUGUCCACAGAUAUCUGUAGGAGAAUCUUGCAAGAUUACUUUGGAUACAAUGUCUUGUUUAUCCAAAAUGUAACUGACAUAGAUGACAAAAUUAUCAUAGCUGCUCGUCAACAGCAUCUUUUUGAGGAGAAAAUUGCUAGUCAGUAUAAAGGUGUCAAGGAAGUACUUGAUUUAUCGAAAACUUACUUGAGCUACUACACGGAAAAGAACUUACCGGAGUUCAAAGGUGACGUGGAAACAGAUUUCAUCAAGUGGUCUCAAUCCAUACCAAAUAUCGAGGAAAUAAAGAAAGAAAAGCCAAAAUUCCCAAUGUAUGUCAAGGCCGUGGAGAGAGCCCUCAAUGCCAUAAAUGACAAGAGUAUCUCUUACGACAAAUUUUUGAAUGAGAUUAAGGAUGUUGCUGUUGUAUACUUGGACAAAGAGCAUGGUGCAUCAGUAACAGAACCUAGCAUUUUCAAAAAACUUCCAUUAUACUGGGAAAACAAGUUCAACGAAGACAUGUCAAAGCUCAACGUUUUGCCUCCCUCAGUGACUACGAGAGUGUCCGAAUACGUCCCAGAUAUCAUUGAAUACGUAGACAAGAUAAUAUCCAAUGGGUACGCUUAUGCAACAGAGGACGGAUCCGUGUAUUUUGAUACAGUGAAAUAUGAACACUCGAAACACGAUUAUGCCAAAUUGCAACCUUGGAACAAAGGUGACAUGAGCUUGAUCAAUGAUGGUGAAGGCUCAUUGAGUCUAGGCAACGCUAAACGCAGUCCUAGCGAUUUUGCAUUAUGGAAAGCGUCAAAACCAGGUGAACCUGCUUGGGAUUCGAAAUGGGGUAAAGGCAGGCCCGGGUGGCACAUUGAGUGCUCGGUGAUGGCUUCUGAUAUCACCGGAUCACAAAUGGACAUACAUAGUGGUGGCGUGGACUUGUGUUUCCCACAUCACGACAACGAGUUGGCACAAUCUGAAGCAUACUUUGACAACAACCAAUGGGUUAAUUAUUUCAUGCAUAAUGGACAUUUGCACAUUCAAGGGCAAAAGAUGUCGAAAUCGUUGAAAAACUUCAUCACUAUUAAUGAUGCAUUGAAGGAUUUUAACUCGAGGCAAUUGAGAUUUGUUUUUGCAUUGUGCCCAUGGAACAAACCAUUAGACUUUAAAGACACUUUAGUCAGCGAGGUGAUGUCUAUUGAGUCCACAUUUAGCAAGUUUUUCACAAACGUUCGUGCUUUGAAUCACGAGUACAAGCAUAAAGUGGAAAAUGGGGAAUACGUGUCAAAACGUAUUGGAGAAAUUGAAAAACAAUUGUAUACCGAUUUGAGCAAAGCCCAAGACGAUGUGAAUAUUGCAUUCAACGACAAUUUAUCAAGUGGAGAUGCCAUAAAACAUUUGGUAGAGUUGGUUUCCAAGAGCAACAACUACAUACAAUUGGUUACUACAGGUAAGAGCGAACUACGAAUUGAAGUUUUGUUACUGGUCACUUCAUGGAUUCUGAAAAUCCUCAACAUUCUAGGAUUCCAAUCAAGGCCAGAUAAACUUGGCUGGGUCGAUGAAUCCUCCUCUUCAGCUGGUAGUGCAGGCUCCACAGAGGAGGAAGUUGCAAUGCCCUAUGUUAAAGCGUUGGCAAAGUUUAGAGACCAAGUGAGAAAUUUGGCCAUUAAGAAAGCCGAUUUGAAGGAUUUUUUAUCUGCUUCUGAUGCUAUUCGCUCAGACUUGAUCAAUAUCAAUGUUUCCCUAGAUGAUAGACCAGAUGGAAGUGCUUUGGUCAAGUUCCUCAACGAGUCGGAAAAGCAACAAUUACUCGCACAACAGGAAGCUAAAGCUAAGCAGCUGGCAGAGAAGGAAGCCAAAAGGAAGGAACAGGAGGCUUUGAAGGCAAAGAAGGAGGCGGAAAAGUUGGCACAAAUGAAGAUUCCUCCUAGUGAGUUGUUUAAAAAGGAUCCAUCGUUCAAGGAAUUUGACGAAAUGGGAAUUCCAACAAUUGAUAGUAAAGGAGAGGAAGUUAGCAAAAGUAUGAAGAAGAAGUUAAUGAAGCAAUAUCAACAACAGGAAAGACUUUACAACGAGUAUUUGAAGUCGACUGGUCAAACUGCCUGA